CAAACAAGAUGGCGGCCUCCGAGGGAGGUCCCCAGGGACCGAGAGCGCCUUCUCUCCAGAGAGCCUUCAACAGUUUACGAACUGGAUCCCCGUCGGUGAUGCUGCACUCAGAAAAAGAGCGCUAUCCUUGUUGGUCUUCUUUCCCCAUGGGGCAGAAACAGAAAAGCACUUUCAGCAAAGACUCCUCCUACCUUCUCCAGCAGCUCAUUCACCGCUAUCAGGAGUCGGAGGCGGAAGGAGAAGACUACCAGGGCGAGCCCGAGGGAGAAGGGGAAUCCGAAGAGUCCUCCGAGUCCGAAAUGCUGAAUUUGGAGGAGGAAUUUGAUGGGGUUCUGAGAGAGGAGGUUGUGGCCAAGGCCCUCCAUGAAUUGGGGCGCUCAGGUCCGGGGACCGAGCAAGUCUACCUCAACCUGACUUUAUCAGGCUGUGAUUUAAUCGACGUUAGUAUUCUGUGUGGCUACGUUCACCUACAGAAGUUGGAUCUUUCAGCGAAUAAAAUUGGAGAUUUGUCUUGUGUGAGUUGCAUGCCUUAUCUUCUAGAACUUAAUGCUUCUCAAAAUAAACUGACUUCAUUCUUCAAUUUCAAGCCACCCAAAAAUCUCAAGAUGGUGGAUUUUUCCAGCAAUCAAAUCUCUGAAAUGUGUAAUUUGUCGGCAUACCAUGCUCUCACUAAACUGAUUUUGGAUAACAAUGAGAUAGAGGAAAUUAGAGGACUAGAUAUGUGCAGUAGCCUCACCCACCUUAGUUUGUCCAACAACAGGAUCACAACAAUUAGUGGCUUAAACUCAUUACCCAUCAAAAUACUUUGUCUGAGCAAUAACUGCAUUGAGACCAUCACGGGUUUAGAGAAUCUGAAAGUCCUGCAGAACCUAGAUCUGUCCCAUAAUCAGAUAUGCAGCCUCCAAGGCCUACAGAAUCAUGACCUCCUGGAAGUGAUCAACCUGGAGGAUAAUAAGAUUGCUGAGCUGAAUGAAAUAGAAUACAUUGAAUAUCUUCCUAUUCUCCGAAUUCUCAAUCUUCUAAGAAAUCCAAUUCAGGAAAACCCUGAAUACUGGUUAUUUGUAAUAUUUAUGCUACUGCGACUCACAGAAUUAGAUCAGAAGAAGAUUAAAGUAGAAGAAAAGGUUUCAGCAGUGAAUAAAUAUGACCCUCCCCCUGAAGUGGUCGCAGCCCAAGAUCACCUGACUCAUGUUGUCAACAGCGUCCUGCAGCCACAGAGGAUCUUUGACAGCACUCUUCCCAGUCUGGACGCUCCUUAUCCCAUGUUGAUACUUGCUGGUCCUCAAGCUUGUGGGAAACGAGAACUUGCUCACCGCCUCUGCAGACAGUUUAGUACUUACUUCAGAUAUGGGGCCUGCCACACAACAAGACCACCUUACUUUGGAGAAGGGGAUCGAGUUGAUUAUCAUUUUAUUUCUCAAGAAGUUUUUGAUGAAAUGCUGAACAUGGGGAAAUUCAUUCUAACAUUUAAUUAUGGUAAUCACAAUUAUGGAUUAAAUAGGGACACCAUAGAAGGUAUCGCAAGAGAUGGAUUAGCAAGCUGUAUUCAUAUGGAAAUAGAAGGUGUAAGAAGUUUGAAAUACUCCUAUUUUGAGCCUCGCUAUAUCUUGGUGGUGCCCAUGAACAAGGAAAAAUAUGAGGGACAUUUGCGGAGAAAAGGAUUAUUCAGUCGUGCAGAAAUUGAAUUUGCUGUCUCCAGAGUGGACCUUUAUAUUAAAAUUAAUCAGAAAUUUCCAGGGUAUUUUGAUGCAGUAAUCAAUGCAGAUGAUCUGGAAGUUGCCUACGAAAGGCUGAGUGAGCUCAUUAGAGAAUACCUGGGAUUGACUGAGGAACCUGCCACGAGCUUGGCUCCGACUGCAGCAGGAGCUCCCUCUAGCAGGAAGACUGUCUCUGGGGUACCAGCACACCUGGUUCCGUCCCCCAGGCGCUUGGCGAGACUGCAAGCAGAUGGCCAGAUACCAGAGCAUCUCUCCGGGGUGCAGAUUCAUGGAAAGGUCCCUGACAAUCAGAACCCAGUUCCCUCCCAGAAUCAAGAGCUGACUCAGGAGGGAGAAACCCAUAAGAAGGAGCUUUCUUCCAACAGCCUCCGCAAUUCAGAGCCUCCUCAGCAGCUCGACUCAUCAGCACCUGGGGCUCCUCAGCAGACCCAAGACAAAUCUCCAAACCCAGCGGAAGGGGGUGUUCAACAAUCAGAUCUUUCUCCAAAAAUAACAACCACUCAGCCAGAUGUCCCUAAAAAUGACACCGGGCCAUCUGAGACGAAAGCCGGUGAAGUGGGGCAGUCCCACACCACUGCUUCCCAAGCACCACCCCAACACUCCAGCCCUUCUCCACCCCAUGGCCCUCAGCCAGACCAGGAUGAGGAAUCUGGGGAGACCAGGGUGGCCCCCAGCAGCCCUCCACUGUCUGAACCACCUCAGGGACCUGGCCCAUCUUCUCUCAGUCCUCAGAAAAUCCAAGAAACUGAGUCAGACAAACCUCUGCCCCAAGGUUCCCACCAUGAUCUUCCAGAAGAGCCCUCCCACCCUGACUCAGUGCAGCCACCUCCCCUAAAGGGGGAAACCCCCAAAUCAGAAGUUGUCCGGGCCAGUACCCCCUACCCAGAACUGCCACCUCCCCAAGACUCAAUGACCAACACAAAACAGACCCAGGACCAGGAACACCCAGUGACUUUGCUCCCUAGGAGUCGUCUGGCUCCUACGAGGCUGCCCCAGCCUCAGACACUGGCUCCCCUGCAGAGCAGGAGGCCCACACCCAAGCUCCUGUCACCCAGCAGGGAAGAGGCUGCAGGGACAAGCUCAAAUCAAAACGUGACCCCCUCUCCCAGGCCUGUACUCACUCAGGAAGGGGACACUAGUAAGCUUCCUGCCAUCAGCCCUCCCAGUUCCAAACCGCCCCCAAAUCUGAGCCCCCAGGCAGCCCACAGUGCUCAGCAAGGCCAGGAAGAGAAAGCCAGCGAGGUGAAACUCCCUCCUAUCAGUCCCCCCUUCCAGGAGCAAGCCUCACAGCGCAUCCCCAGUGCCUCUCUGGAGGAGGAGGCUCCCACAGUUAGGCUCCCGCACAUUCCUUCUCCUGUCACGGAACCUCAGCUGCCUCGGAGCACAGGCCCUCGUCCCGAGGCAAAGCCUGCAAAGGAAAGGAGAGCUCCCAAAGCAGCCCCUUCCUCCAGCAGGAAGAUUCCAGAUGUGCAGGCCUCGCCCCACGGCCAAGAUUCCCUGCCGCAGAAGGGAGCUAGGAAAAAAAAACUCCCUAUCCAAGGAAAGACAGCACCUCUGAAAAAGGCACCUCCCAGAAGCCCCCAGAUAGACUCGCAGCUAGAAUCCCAGAGUAAGCCAGGACCCGCAGAGGUGCCCGACCAUCCUGACCCCAUCCCUCCCCCGAGCCCCCAGGGGAAGCAGAGAGAACCAGUCCACACUCCAGGAAUUUCUGAACCAUCACCCAGAGAUCCCAAAUCACAGGAAGAGAAAAGAGGGAAUAUGCGUCAUCCCAGAAAAAAGGCCCCGACCAACCUUCCCCCCCAUGACCUAGUUCAAGAUGUAGGUGUAUCCAAAAAGAGACCAUCUUUGAAAGCACCGAUUUCUGAAGGAUUAUCUCAAGAAAAUGAUACUGCCCUCAGUGGUGGCCAGCCAACUCAAGAAGUUGGGCCCCCACACAGCAGACUCCUUGGAAAUGAAAAGGUCCCUGCAGAGCCAAUCCAGGACCCAGAGAGAAGAGAGCAGGUUCAUAAAAAGGAAAGACCUCAGAAGAGAGAGAUUGUGUUGGAACCCCUAGAGCAUGAGGGCGUGGCCCUUGCCCAGCAGCCUGUCAGAGAGACCCUAGCCCAUAAAGGCACCCGUCAGAUCAAAGAGAGCCCCAUCCAAAGGGACGAUGCUCUUGCUUCCAAGCAGCAAACCAGAGAGAGACAAACCCGAAAAAACAUGGGUGCAACACAGGACAAAAGCCAUGCUGCUCCCCCAAAUCAGGUGUCCUCUGAGGAGAAGGCCAGCCGAACAGGAAGACUACGUGCCAGGGGCAGUCAGAGCACCAAGGUUUAAGUGCUUCCUCAAGCCACCAGAUCAUUAAACCUCAUCAAGCUGCACUGUCUCGGAAUGAAAAGCCAAGGCCAGGGCACUAUGAGUUACACACAGGCUUCCUUCUGCAACCACAGGUCAGCACAGGUGGAGGGGCCAUCCCAUGCUGACCUGCCCUGGGGGCCCAGAAGGUGGUCAAUCUUUGUAACUUCUGUGCCCCUUAUCUGGCUCACCAUUUUUUGGUGGGAAGAGCAGCCAUUGCAGAGGGAGAGAGCAGCAGGAAAGACAGCUGGGUCAGUUGCUGCCAGUGAUGGCCAAUCUGUGUCCAGACACGGAUUCCAGUGGAUUCCAACGUGGACUCCAACUUGGCCAAAGCAGUCAGUGCCUGAGAGCCAUUAAAUUUUGCUCUCUGAAUUAGGAAAAUUCACUUCUAGAAAAUUCUCUCAUACCUGUUGCAUUAUCGAGGGGACCCAAAGCAUAAAGAAUUCUGAAAAAGGAAAUCUUGUUGUUUCUGGAAAAUUCUACUUAGAGUUAAUUUGUGGGAAUCUUCUUUAGGGGAGAGGACACAUCUUUUCACACAUGUAGCUAUGAUCAGGCACCUCAGAUUUGCUUUGGCAUAUGUUGCUUGGAACUUUUAUUUGAAAUGUAUUUUAAAACGAAUACCUUCCUUCUCUCUCAGAAUAGGAAUCUCAUGUAAAUUAGCCCAUGCUAUCAUUAUGCCAAACCAUCUGGUAAAAUUAGUUAAAAGAAUUAGUGGGAAAGAAAAUCAGGUGAAUCCGUUUUUUCAUUUAUCUAUUUAUGUCUAUUCUCUUCCACUGCUGUAAAUGAUGUAAGUCCAACCAGGGCCAGCCUAAGUGAAUGUGUUCAGAAGGAAGUGGAGUUUAUCACACAACUAUGGGAAGGGCAGAGGUGCAAUAGGUUCUCAAAGAGAUAGGGGACCAGUUACUGAACAUCAUCAGGAUCUUUGUCAUCUCCAGGAUUCUUGUCAUCUUCUGGACUCUUAUUUGGGACUCACACCAUCUCAUAUCUGUCUCUUUCUCCAUGUUGGCUUCAUUCUCUGGACUACAAAUGACUGUGUGUCCAUUUCUGCACAUGGCAGGGAACAUGGCUAUCAACAGCCGUCAAGUUUAUAUCUCGUUUUAACUCUGGUAGUUCUUGCUACUAUAAAGGGAUUAACUUGAAUGUUUCCUCAAUUUUAAGAUUAAAAACAAUCCAUCUUCAAUCAGGCAUUUCGUUUUUGAACCAAUCUCUGUUACCUUUGACAUAAACCAUCCCUCUGUAUGGAAACUGAAUUCCCCAAGAAGAGAGAGUAAUUGUGAUCCAGGAAGCAAACCCAAGAUCUCACUGUUGAACACUUACAGGAUAUUUGUUAUGUAAUUACUGUAUGCAUAUGCAAUGUGCUAAGCAAUAUUUGGCAUUCUGUAUUUAAAAAAUGUAACUGAUGACCAAAUGCUGGUAUGUCUUAUACAAAAGAUAUGUGUCCAUAAAACAGUAUGAGUAGCAAAUGUUAUUUCAAGAGCAGUAGAGGAAAUUGAUAUUUUAAAAAAUCCAGGAUUUGGAAUCCUCUUGUAAGCUAAGAAUCCUCCUGUAAGUAUGUAAUGUUGGUAAUUUUCUUCUGACUUAUCUGGUUUGUUCAAGAUAGAAGUUAUAGGGUAACUUUAAAAACAUAUCAUAAUUUAUACUUAUUAAGUCAUUCAUCCAAUAAGCAUUUGUUGAGCAUUUCCUGUUGCCAGAUACUCUGAUAGUUGCUAGAUAUAGUGGGACGAUAAGGACCCUUCAAGGAGCGCUCUCUGUCAUCAAGGAAUACAGACAAGAGGGUUGAUUUCAACACUGGGUAAUUAGGGUAGCUAGGGGCCCUGUAGCAUGCUAAGCUGUAUUUGGCAUCCCACAGACAGAAAACCUGUUUAUUUACUUUUCCAGACUCUCCUAAGAACACCAAGGAAGGACAUUGAAUUCAGUCUGAGAUAGGAAAAUGGGAUCAGGAAACACUUCCAAGAGAAGAUCAUCCUUCUGCUGAGUAUUCAGGGUUGCAGAAUUAGCUAGUAGGCUGAUGCAUGUGCACGUACAGCAUGUGCCUUGCCUAGAGGCGUGAGCAGUUAGCAUCCUCUGUGUACCUGGAUGCCAGAAGAGCUUAGGUCUGUGUAGAGCCAAAAGGGCCUUUUGUGCUGUGCUGAGGAACCUGGAAACUCGAUCCUGUAACAAAAUAGGGGGCCGGUGGAUGGUCAAUUUUGUACCUUAGAGAUAUCUUUCUGGAGGUGAAAUGGAGGAUCAACUUAAGAAGGGUGAUGCAAGAGGCAGGAAGAAUGGCUGGCACGUGAUGGCGAAGGUUGGGACAACAGUGAGGGCCUGGUAAGGCAGUGGCGGCAGGAAUGGUCAGAUCCCGUCAGCAUUUAUCCUGGGUGUAGGGUCGGGUAGAUUAUGAAGAAAGAAGAAAAUAAAGGUUUUCCAUGAGUUGUGCAUGGGGCACUUUAGAGGUGCUCAUGCCUCACCUAGGCGAAGAACUUCAGAAAGGUACCUACUGUGCCCUCUGCCCCUGUUUCUGAGUUGUGUUAGUGUUCAAUGGGUAGCUAAAGCAUACUUUCCACCUGACUUGGGGGAAGCUCCAGCUUCCCUUCCCUGAAAUUCUUAAUGGUAAUAGAAGUUUUUGAUUGUUUUGCUUUGGUGUAGUGUAAGAGUUUUUAAUGUCUCAGAUUCAAUGCUGGAUUCUGAUUUUGUGGAUGACAAUUUGUGGUGGAAGCAAAGCAAUAGAAAAGAUUGUCAACUCAUCACAGGUUUUUACUGCUGUUACUGUCUUGAUGUAAGGAAAAGUUUAGAUUUUUAAAUGGAGACUAUAUAUAUUCAACAUUGUCAUUUUCCAGUCUACAUUUAGAAGCCAAGUUUAUAUUAUUUUCAUUUGAUAUGUUUCUCAGCAAAGUGAUUUUUGGUUGGGGAAAAAAACAUUGGAGACUUGAAGUCACAGUAAUUAGUAAUGUCUUUGGCUUCUUAAAGUCUGGUACCCAGCAUUCAAAUUAACAAAGGUAGUAGUUUCACUAGACUUGAGAAUCUUCUUCAGAUAUUUAAGAACUAAUCAAUUAUUUUCAAAACCUCAAAAGUUAAUUGGAGAAAGGCAUGAUUGAAGGGCUGGGGUCUUAGCUCAGUUGGUAGAGUACUUGCCUCAAAUGCACAAGGCCCUGGGUGGAAGGAAGGAAGGAAGGAAGGAAGGAAGGAAGGAAGGAAGGAAGGAAGGACGGAUGGACAUGAUUAAAAAUUCACAAAAGAGGAAGUAAAAAUGUCCAAUAAAUAUGUCAAAAAUAUUUAGUUUCAUUAUGAGUUAAAAAAUAUCAAGUUAGCAAAGAUGAAAAAACAGGUUAAUGCUUAUUUGGGGGAGAUCUUUGUGUCACAGCAAAAAAGUAAACUGACACACAUUUUCUGGGGGACAAAUUUCUAAUAUCUGUCAAAGACCUAACCUUUAGUCCAAUAAUUUAAAUCCAAGAGUUAUCAGGAGAAAAUCAUUUGUGUGCAUGGAUAUUCAUAUCAAUUUUUUAUAAUAGCUAGAAAUAAUUUACUCCUCUAAAGGGAUUUAAAAAAAUAAGUUAUGAUGCAGCCAUAUGCUAGAUUGCUAUGAUGUAAUUAUAAUCAUAUUGUAGAGUAUUUACUUAGAGGAUAUUCACUAUAUAUUAAAGACAAAAUUUAGGAAGGCAUAGCUAGCAUGGCUUCAGUUGUUAUAUCUGGAUUGUUUUCCCCUCUAAAGAUCUCCUUGUUGAGAAACAUCAAAUGGAAGUGAUAUGAACUUGGCUUCUAAAUGUAGAUUGGAUAAUGACAAUGUUAAAUAUUUAUAGUCUCCAUUUAAAAAUUAAAAAUUUUCUUUAUAUAUUAAGACAAUCAAUAACAGCAGUAAAAAAGUUAUGAAUAAUUUUUUCUCAUUUAUGUUUUUUAGUAUUUUCUAAAUUUUCUGCAAUUUAUGUUUAUUCAGAAAAGUAAAUAGAAUUAAAUUCUCUGUCACAAACACACAUUGAAGAGCUUGUCAUGUAAAAGCAACAGCCUUAUGGUCUAUUUCAAUUUGGCAUAAUGAAGAACUUUCUAAGAGUUAGAGGUGAUUUGCAGAGAAACAGACAGACUUCUCCAGAAGUUAGAUGCUCCUUUGUGGAAAUCUCACAAAAAGUCUCCAUCUGUUGAGUGAUUUGUUGGAGUAGAUGAAAUUUAAAUAUCCUUUAAUGAUCUAUGAUCCAUUUGUUAUGACUAGCUCUACUUCUUGGCCCUGAGGAAUCCAGCUGUCUGUUUUAUUAAAUAUCGUGCUUAGUACUAGAACAGAGCACACUUAGUAUUCACUAGAUCACUGGCUUUUCAACAUUUUUAACCAAGAUUCAUAACUUGAAAUACAUUUUACAUGGGAAGCAAAGCCUCAUAAAGCUCCAUUACUAUAGAGAUACAACUUGAUGUUUUCUGUGUGCUGAAUUUUAGCUUUCUAAAUGCAGCCUAUAGCCCGCUGCAUUGAUUUCACAAUUUGAUUUGCAACAUGCAGUUUAAAAGCCCUGCACUGAACCCUCUAGAGCUUUGCUUGGGUGCCAUCUUUGGAGGCUCAUUUACCGGGUCAUCUGCCUGUCUGGCUGCCAUCAGGUGAGGUUGAAUGUCAUCCCCUCAUUUAUGCUAAAUUCUCUGAAAUGAUCUUCGUAGUGGCAGAUAUGACCUUUGUCAAUGUUGGAGCUCAGGAGAAGAUAUAUCCAAAAUUUGUAUGCAUAAUUAUAAGUUCUUUAUGUAAAGCUUAAAAAAUACUUCUUGAUAAACACAGCACAUGAUCUCCAUCAAUAGUGUUUCCUCUACUAAGUUCUUAACUGACUUCUCUGAUUUUUGUUCUGUGACAACCCUGGAAAUAAUCUUGUUACCAUAAAAGAUCCUCACUAUUGAUAUAGUAACUAGCACAGUAUGUCCAUAAAUGAAUUCAAUUGCUUAGUUCAAUUUGAAAGAUGCAAUUCUAGAAAUCACUUUUCCGUGUUGAUCAGGCAUUCAGAGAAGAGUCUACCCUUUUAUUUAUGUUGAAGAUAGAUAAAUAAACAUUGGAAGACUAAACCUCUAAUCUUAAAGGUGAUUACAAAAGGGCAAUCCUGCAUAGCAAAAAAAUAAAGCUUUUUUUAUUAAAGAUUGUAACCUUAGAAAUACAUGACUGUGAAUGACUUCAAGAGUCGAAGUAAUCCUUGGAAAUUCCAGUUCCACUACAAUGUCACCCUGUGAACUUGGCAAGUUAGAAAGUUCUCAUGUAUUAAAUGGAGGCGAUACUAGGAUUGCUGUGAGGAUUAAAUGAGUUAAUAUACUGAAAAAUACCAUAACAAUGUCUUCCCCUUUUCCAAUUUUUCCUAUAUAGUACAGAUCUUAGAUAGCAAGUUUCCUCUCUUGAAAUUUGCCUACUCUAUGUUUUAUCUUCUUCAAAGUGUUGACUAGUUAUUUUGUGAUAAACUCAUUAAUUUUUUAAAAAUCCUAGAUAGUAGUACUAUGUUUUUAUUUUUUUGUUCAAUUGUUUUUUGUGGUAUGGGGGAUUGAACCCAGGGCCUUGUGCAUGCAAGGCAAGCACUCUACCAACUGAGCUAUAUCCCUAGCCCUGUAGUAUUAUGUUUUAAUUGAACCAUUCUGGAUGCCGUGCUCAAAUGUUGUCAUGUUAAUUCAGCUCUACAGAAGACAUUACAAAUUAUGAAACUUAGUAGAAAUAAAUGUUUUUGUAACUCAUUUUCUCUGUAUGUGAAUGUGUUUUCAUGAACUUUGCUUUUUCUUGGUAUAGAAAUAGCUUCUGAUUAUUCCUUUGACUGGACUGAAGACUAUAGCACUUUACAGUUAUAAUAGUUUAAUAAAUAUAUUCACUUUAUCAUAGAACCAUGAACAUUAUUACUAUUUCCAUGGACUUACAUGGUAGCUUUCUAUUGCAGUAGUUUAUUUUGCUAUGAAAAGUUAUCAUGGAUACUAUGUGAAAUUAUUUUUUUCUAAUUUCUAUCAUUCCUUUCUUAGAAGCACAAAUAGCAAAGCUUUUAAGAUAUAAUCUGUCCUGGAAGAAAGCUUCUUUUAUGUACCUUUGGUUUUGUAAUAGCAGUUCUUGAUGAA
This is a messenger RNA of Marmota monax (woodchuck), 10076 nucleotides long. RefSeq names its product leucine rich repeats and guanylate kinase domain containing (gene Lrguk). NCBI's taxonomy places the organism in Eukaryota, Metazoa, Chordata, Mammalia, Rodentia, Sciuridae. Bases 9 to 4034 code for a protein of 1341 amino acids. Gene Ontology annotation, molecular function: GMP kinase activity; protein binding. The record is from RefSeq and is a predicted model, not a curated record. Gene Ontology annotation, cellular component: cytosol. The transcript has 16 exons.